This is a messenger RNA of Ipomoea nil (Japanese morning glory), 1008 nucleotides long. RefSeq lists its product as uncharacterized. The record is from RefSeq and is a predicted model, not a curated record. Bases 1 to 1008 code for a protein of 335 amino acids. Gene Ontology annotation, molecular function: nucleic acid binding. Lineage: Eukaryota; Viridiplantae; Streptophyta; Magnoliopsida; Solanales; Convolvulaceae. The transcript has a single exon.
AUGGCUUCCCUUAAUGGAGAACAUUAUUUCUUAACAAUUGUUGAUGAUUAUAGCAGAUACACUUGGCUACACUUAAUGAAACAUAAGUCAGAGGUCAGAUCCACAUUUCAUAACUUCUAUAAUUAUGUCCUCACACACUUUGAUGCCAAAAUUAAGACUGUUAGAACUGAUGCUGGAAUUAACAUUUGCCAAAGGAAAUAUGCUUUGGAGAUCCUAAAAGAACAUGGUUUUUUGGAAGCCAAGCCAGCUAAGACUCCUGCUGUCACAAGACAGAAACUGAACAACACUGAUGGGAUUCCCAUCACACAACCUGAAGUUUUCAGAAGGUUAGUUGGGAAACUCUUGUACCUAACCAAUACUGGACCUGACAUCUCUUAUGCAGUCCAGCAACUAAGUCAAUUUGUGGAGAAGCCAAGAAACACUCAUAUGGUAGCAGCUCAUAGGGUGUUAAGGUACCUAAAAGGGGCACCUGGAAAAGGCUUGUUCUACCCUUCUAAUUCUCUUAUGAAAUUGCAAGGAUUUUCAGACUCAAACUGGGCAACUUGUGUGGAUAGUAGGAAAUCUGUGACAGGAUAUUGUAUUUAUCUUGGCAAUUCUUUGAUUUCAUGGAAAACCAAGAAGCAAGCUACCAUCUCUAGAUCAUCUUCUGAGGCAGAGUACAGGGCCCUAGCAUCCACAACUUGUGAGGUACAGUGGUUGUUAUUUCUGUUAGCAGAUUUGAAGGCAACAUUCUCUACUCCAGUAACUUUGUAUUGUGAUAACAACUCUGCCAUUGCUAUUGGUGAAAAUUUUGUCUUCCAUGAACGCACUAAACACAUUGAGAUUGAUUGUCAUGUGGUUAGACAAAAGAUCAAUGAAGGGGUUGUCAAACUUCUUGUUGUUUCUUCCCAGAAUCAGACUGCAGAUGGCUUCACAAAAGCCUUGCCUAAGCCCUUGUUUGACAAGUUCCAUGAUAAGCUGGGCCUUCAAGAUCUUCAUGCUCCAGCUUACGGGGGGUUGAUGAAGUAA